GCCUCCAAGACAGAGCUGUCGCGGCAGCCCAGCGCUCAAGAUAUUUCAUUUGAUUUUUAUACAGAAUACACUAAAAGUGCGGGUUUUCAUUAUUUCACCGAGUAUACAUACGAGUUUUUAAUAUUAAGUUAGUUUUUUAUUUUCGUUCAACCGUUCGAUCGAUUUGUCAUCGAGUUUUACGAGAAGGAACAAUUUUUAAAAAGUGCAGGAAGUGUUGAUCUAUAGUUGGCCGAAAGGUGUCCUUCGAAUUGUCUGACUUCGAAUAAUUUACCCCUUCAGUGACAAUUCCGAGCGAGAUGGGUUCAUUUCCGGUCAAUCUGCGAACUUUGGCGUUCGUUUUGGCGUUCGUCUGCGGCGCAUCGUACGCGGCAUUAGCCCGAACGGCCUUCGAGAAAUUGACGGAUUACGACUACAGAGGACUGACCUACUACACGGUGCGAAACCUGUCCCUGUACGAAUGCCAAGGAUGGUGUCGAGAGGAAGCUGAAUGUCAAGCGGCAGCCUUCUCUUUCGUAGUUAAUCCUUUAGCGCCGAUGCAGGAUACCGUAUGUCAACUGCAGAAUGAAACGGCGGCUUCGAAUCCAGCCGCACAGCCACAAAGGGCAGCCAACAUGUACUACAUGGUCAAACUCCAACUGAGAUCAGAGAACGUUUGUCUUCGCCCUUGGGCCUUCGAACGGAUUCCGAACAAGAUGAUUCGUGGAUUGGACAACGCCCUGAUUUACACAUCGACGAAGGAAACCUGUCUAUCGGCGUGUCUCAACGAACAUCGUUUCACCUGUCGAUCCGUCGAGUACAAUUACGUCACUCUGCAGUGUCACUUGAGCGAUUCUGACAGGCGAACGACCGGGCAAUACGUCCAAUUCGUUGACGCUCAAGGCGUCGACUAUUUCGAAUCGCUCUGCCUCAAAGGUAAAGACGCCUGCAAGUCUCAAAGAAUAUUCCAAACGCCUCGAAUCGGAGUUGCCGAUGACAAAGUAGCCCAAUACGCGGGACUCCAUUAUUACACCGACAAAGAGCUCCAAGUCCAAAGUGAAUCCAUCUGCAGACAGGCGUGCGAAAUCGAAAAUGAAUUUCUCUGCAGAUCGUUCCUCUACAGAGGACCUCCUCAGGGCACGUCUUACAAUUGUCAAUUGUUCCAUCUCGAUCACUUUACUCUACCAGAAGGACCCUCGACUUACCUGAACGCCGAGAGGCCUCUCAUUGACAACGGCGAACGGGUUGGAACCUAUUUCGAAAACUUCUGUGAGAAGAGCCUGGGACCCCACGUGGAUCCUCUUCCCGUGGUAUUCGACAGCACGGAAGACCCGACGGUUAACAAUCUUACACGAGCCGACGUUAAUUGCGACAAAACGGGAACUUGUUACGACGUGGCCGUUGACUGCAAAGAUACGAGAAUCGCUGUUCAAAUUCGCACGAACAAGCCGUUCAACGGUCGUAUUUACGCAUUGGGCCGUUCCGAAACUUGCAACAUCGAUGUAAUCAACAGUGAUUUGUUCAGAUUGGAUCUAACAAUGAGCGGACAAGAUUGCAACACUCAGAGUGUGCGUGACGGUUUUCAGACGGGUAUAUACUCGAACACGGUUGUACUGCAACAUCAUUCGGUCGUAAUGACGAAAGCAGACAAGAUUUACAAAGUCAAAUGUACCUACGACAUGUCGUCGAAGAACAUAACAUUUGGGAUGAUGCCGAUCAGGGAUCCGGAAAUGAUCAGCAUUACGAGCGCACCAGAAGCACCGCCUCCAAGGAUUCGUAUUUUGGAUAGCAGGGCCCGGGAAGUUGAGACCGUUCGCAUUGGGGACAAACUCACUUUCAGAAUUGAAAUUCCUGAGGACACUCCAUACGGUAUAUUUGCUCGUAGCUGCGUUGCCAUGGCUAAAGACUCGAAGAGUACCUUCCAAAUCAUCGACGACGAAGGAUGUCCGGUGGAUCCUUCAAUCUUUCCCAGUUUCACUCCAGAUGGUAAUGCGCUGCAGUCCGUUUACGAAGCUUUCAGAUUCACCGAAUCUUACGGCGUCAUCUUCCAGUGCAACGUCAAAUAUUGCCUGGGGCCAUGUGAACCGGCGGUAUGCGAAUGGGGUCGCGAGUCGGUAGAAUCUUGGGGCAAGAGGCGCAGGAGAAGUGUUGCAAAUUCGACCGAAGAAAAGGGUGAAGACAUGACUUUGUCGCAGGAAAUUUUGGUCCUUGACUUUGGUGAUGAGAAGCAGUCGGAGUUCUUGCGCAACGACGCCAGCAUAGACUUCAACGAAGCAGAAAAAACUGUGACCAUCGUGGAGCCCUGCCCAACGAAAACGUCAGUUCUUACGCUCGGUGUGACCUGCGCUCUUCUGGUUUUGAUCUACAUCGCAACAAUAUUUUCGUACUAUAUGAAAAAAUGGCUGACACCUCGAAAAAUGAUGUCAUGAAGUGACAAUGACGCAUCACGCUCAGAAAAAGUAAAUUACGAAGUACGGUAGCUCAUUACAAAUGGUUAAAGGAACGUCUGCGAGAUACUCAGAAGGCUAUUUGUUUGUACUUUUUUUUUUCCCAUUUUUUUUUAAUUUCCCUUACCAGAGCCACGAACAAUAACAUGGUUCUACGAAAAUUUAAUCCAUAAUAUACACUCUCAUAUCAAUAAUAUCGUACUUUAUAGCAUAAGAGAUAUUAGACAUUAUUAAGUAUCAUUUUUAGCUACUUUUGAUUGGGUUGCAAACGUUCAGAACUCAAUAUGUUACCAUCCAGUCAUACACCGGAUCACAUCAUAUUGUAAUAAGCAUCUUCGGACUUUCGGUUCUCGCAAAGUAGAAUGCAAUCGAUAGAAAAUGAAAGAAGAAUGAGUACAUGAAUCGAUAGAUAAAAAAGAAGAAAAGCGGUAAAAACUCUUUGCGCGGUGUUCAACAGGGAUAUUAUCUGAAAUCGAUAUGUGGAAUGGUUUGUAAACUCAUAUCAAGACUAGUAAUAUUUAACGGUUCGCUCCUAAUUAAUUAUAUCUAUAAUUCUAAGAAUCAACAACAGCAGUAAUUAGCGUAAGGAACAAUAGAUUACGUAAGUAUUGCCCUCAAGGCGUAAUUAAACAGUAUCAAGCACACGUAUAACAGGUAGUGCCCAAAAUAUGAAUCAUAUGAACGUAACUUUUUUAGUUUUUGCUGUUUCUUUUUAUUUUUUUUUUUUCUUCUACUUUUCUCAUACCGAUAUGGUAUUACAGCGUAGUUUUAAUAUGCGAUAAGCACUGCCUCGACCGAUGGGUACGUUGGAACAAAAAUAAUAAAUGAAAUAAAAUGUAAUUACAACAAUAAAAACAGCAAAAAUGGCAUCUGUUACGCAUCAGCUGUGUUUAGCUUCUUGGUAAGAAAUAUUUGAAUGAAAUUCGACGUAGACGCUCGAAUUUAUAAUUCUUACCAAACACAUACAGCAUGAAUAAUUAGGUAAUAAUUGUGAUUUAUUGGUAAAGGUGCUCAUGUUUGAGAAAAAAAAAAAAAAAAUUAUUAUUUUAUAUUAAUUCAGACCAUGAGAAAUGUCAUUCCAUCUAAAAGAUAAAAAAAUGUAUAUAUUAUUAUUGUUCAAUUAAUAGGCGUACGUAAAACAUAAUAUGCUUACUUGUAUUUGUACCCUAUAUUUACACACAUGUUUUAAUAAUUAAACGAGAUAAAUUUCAAAUGA
This is a messenger RNA of Athalia rosae (coleseed sawfly), 3639 nucleotides long. RefSeq lists its product as uncharacterized. The transcript has 12 exons. The record is from RefSeq and is a predicted model, not a curated record. NCBI's taxonomy places the organism in Eukaryota, Metazoa, Arthropoda, Insecta, Hymenoptera, Athaliidae. Bases 297 to 2405 code for a protein of 702 amino acids.